UACACACAUAGUUUUAUAGACAAAUGGCAAAUUAUUAGGGAAAAAUCGUUACAGUAACAUAAAUAAACGAGAACAUGACAGUUCUUUAGAAAUAAAAAAAGGAACAAUUGUGUGAAAUUACCAAUAAAUAAACAAUAACAUAAUAAGAAAAAGAAAAUCAGUGUUUUUAAAGUUAAAAACCAUUACUAAAGAACAAAAUCGUAGUAUUAUUUAAAGAAUUUUCCGAAAAUUAAUUUGUGCAAAAGUUUACAACAAUGAUGAACUAUAAAACUAGGACAUCCGGUGCCCCACCAGUACCACCACAACGUUACUCCUCUAUGCGUGGUAGUGCUCCAGGCACACCACCCACUGGCAUAACUGCAGCACCCACGUUUGGUGGUAAUAGCAGCAGCAAUAAUGCCAAUGCUGUUAGUCGUUUAGUCAUUGAUUUGGAAACAAAAUACGGUAAACAUUUUCACAAUGUUACCGAAUUUCCCAAGCCACCACCAUUUGUAAAUAUUCAAAAAGUGUAUCCUAGUCGAACUGUCAAAACAGCAAAUGGUAUGUAAAUAAACAAAGAAAACAAAAACAACAUACAAACAAUAUGCUACUCCUCUAGCCACUAAAUGAAAUGAGGAAUUAUUUAUCAAGGAAUGCUGUUCAUUUUCUUUUUAAAAAUAUUAUUAUUAUUAUUAUUUUUUCUUAAAAAUUAAGUUAAACUUUAGUUUUAAACAAAUAUUGUUUGUUUUUAUUAUUUGCAACAAAGAAAACAAAAAUAUUUUCUUUUCUAGCAAAUCGUUACUGCACGUGAAUUAUACUUUUAUUGCAAACAAAAACUGAUGUCUUUUUUUAAAUAAUAACAAAAAACGAUGUAUUAUUUUCAUUAUUAUUAUCAUUUCUUUUGUAUUAUUAAAUAAAAUAAAUCUGUAAUAUUUUGUAAAUGAAGUUCUUUUUUAUUAUUUUUAUUAUAUUUUAAUGUUAUCUAAUCAUUUAAUAUUAUUAUUAAAUUAAAUUUUUUUAAUUAUUAUCGAAGCAACAAAUUUUAAGCAAAAUAUUUUUACUUGUCGUUAAUUAAGCAAGAAAAUUUGAAGUUUUUAUUUAGAAAAUUAUGAAUUAUAAAGAAUAGCUUUAUUGAAAUUUUGUUUUUUUUAGGUUUUUAUAAAAAACUAUUAUUUGUUUAAACUAAUGUCAUUUUGUUAUAAAAAAAGAAGAAAAACCUCAACAUUAAGUAGUUUUAACACCUUAAAGUAUGCUGCAUAAAAACAAAUAAAAAAAAAAAACACAUACACCUACAUACACUUACACUCACACCUCUACUUUUAGCAUGCUUAUUAUUAUUUUUUAAUUAUUACUUUUAAUGUACAUUAUUGUUUUUAAAAUAAUAAUUAUAAUUAAAAAAAAUGUUUUAAUUAUUUUAUAUACAUAAAUAAAUACAUAUUUAAUAAAACAUUUAUACACAUUUUAUUUGAUUCUUCUACUUCUAUUUUGUAUGCGCAUUAAAAAAAAAUCAACAAUAAAAUCUUUAAUAAACAAA
Lucilia sericata (common green bottle fly) is the source of this 1513-nucleotide messenger RNA. RefSeq names its product WAS/WASL-interacting protein family member 2-like. The transcript has 2 exons. The record is from RefSeq and is a predicted model, not a curated record. The coding region runs from base 255 to 548 and encodes 97 amino acids. Lineage: Eukaryota; Metazoa; Arthropoda; Insecta; Diptera; Calliphoridae.